Sipha flava (yellow sugarcane aphid) is the source of this 1332-nucleotide messenger RNA. RefSeq names its product CCR4-NOT transcription complex subunit 1-like. The transcript has 8 exons. Lineage: Eukaryota; Metazoa; Arthropoda; Insecta; Hemiptera; Aphididae. The coding region runs from base 49 to 1290 and encodes 413 amino acids. Gene Ontology annotation, molecular function: molecular adaptor activity. Gene Ontology annotation, biological process: nuclear-transcribed mRNA catabolic process, deadenylation-dependent decay. Gene Ontology annotation, cellular component: CCR4-NOT core complex; P-body. The record is from RefSeq and is a predicted model, not a curated record.
UUUCAAGUUUAUAAAUAUAUCGAUAGUUGAACGAGAAAUUUUUAUACAAUGGCACUAAAGUAUAUACGAGAAGAGGCGCAUUACUUAGUGAAAAAAGUCAUUAGUUUGUCGUACAAUUGUCUAUCAUCCGACGAAUUUUUGAAGAUUUUGAAAGAUUUAAAUGAUUCAUCGAUUCGAAGAAAUAAGGAAGUGUUUUCAUGCAUAAUAUUCAAGUUGCUCGACGAACAGACACAUUUUCCCGGAUAUUCGUACGAUGUCCUUAUGAAGUUAGCCAAUAUUUACGGCGGUCUCAUUGAAUAUGAGCUUAUUUCCGAUCCUGAAACUUUGAAAAAUACUUUACAACUGGUCAUGGACACGCUGAAAAACAAACCCGACUCAAGAAUGUUCGAUUUCGGUGUAACGGCGUUAAACCGAUUCUAUGAACGCUUGUGGGGGGAUUGCGAAGAGUAUUUCCAAAGUGUAGCCGCCAUACCACACUUAAAAAGCUUUCCCCGACAUAUAAUCGAGUGGAUUGAGGACCACGGGAAGCACACACCGGAACGCGCAUAUGACGGUCCUACGGGUGCCCAACAGUCAUCCGUCGUGUUGUGCUCACCCACAGGGUUAUCGGCCGUAAAGACGCAGUCGGUCGACCUAGAAGAAUUCGACUUCGAAGGAAUUGGGGAGAGCUUGACCGACAAAGAUAAAAUAGUGUUCAUCGUGAACAAUCUGAACGCGAAAAAUCUACGUGAGAAGUGCGACGAAAUCAAGAACAUUUUAAAAGAAGAACACGUUCCAUGGCUCUCCGAGUAUUUGAUCGAGCAACGUGUUCGUUUUGAAUUCAAUUUACAUGCUUUGUAUUCAGACUUUUUAGAUAGAAUGAACAACGAGAAGCUAAACGCCCUUGUAAUGUCUAGAACCAUAGAAAAUAUUCAAAUGCUAUUGGACAGCAACACGACGAACAGCAGGGCUCUGUUAAAAAAUUUCGGUCACUGGUUAGGCAUUAUAACGUUGGCGAAAAAUAUACCCUUACCGUUUUACGAUGGCUAUCUAAACUCAUUGUUAACGAAAGCGGUCUAUAAAGGAAUCGAAAGACUUACGUGUAUUGUUCCGUUCAUCGCCAAGAUACUUGUGGCUUGUGCCAAAAGCAAAGUGUUUGAACCGAAAAGCUUAUGGACAUUAAACUUAUUAAGAAGUCUUGCAGAACUUCACAAACAACCUGGUUUAAAGUUAAACAUACAGUUUGAAAUUGAAAUACUCUUCAAAUCUUUAAACAUUGAAUUAGGGGAUUUGAAAUCCGGGCAGAUUUAACACGAAGAUAAAACAGCAGUUUAAUAUGAUAUGUUAUCGCAA